Molecule: messenger RNA, 852 nt
Organism: Drosophila ficusphila
Lineage: Eukaryota; Metazoa; Arthropoda; Insecta; Diptera; Drosophilidae
Product: trypsin beta-like
Exons: 1
Coding region: 21-797 (258 amino acids)
Biological process (GO): proteolysis
Molecular function (GO): serine-type endopeptidase activity
Source: RefSeq, a predicted model, not a curated record
UUCAAACCAAGCAAGUCAAGAUGUUCAUCAAGUGCAUUCUUCUGCUGUCGGCCAUCAACUUCCUGUCCGCAGGACGACUUCCCCAGCCGGAAGAACGCAUCCUCGGUGGAAAAAAUAUUGAAAUUGAAGAUGCUCCGUGGCAGGUGUCCUUACAAUUUCUAGGAAAACAUCGUUGUGGUGGUUCUAUUUACAGCAAGGACAUUAUCAUCACUGCUGCCCACUGCUUAUUAGAUAAAGGAGUAGAACUUAAAGCCGAAGAUUUUCAAGUUCGCGUAGGAUCCUCACUGAAAAGCAGCGACGGGACUCUCAUCCAAGUAGAAGCAAUUAAGUCACACGAGAAGUAUAACAACCUUACAAUUGUAAACGACAUUGCUGUGAUGCGAUUGAGUGAGUCACUUGAGUUCUCAAGCAAAGUGCAGCCGAUCCCCUUAGCCGAAAAAAAUCCGCUACCUGAGAGUCUUGCGAUGGCUUCUGGUUGGGGAGCAGUGACAGUGACAGUGACAAAAGAUCAUUCACUUCCUAUAGUAUGGGUAGACAAGGAACAUCCUGAACAUCUUCAAAGCACACUCCUUCGUAUUAUAAAUUGUCGGGAAUAUCAGGACGCCACUGAGGAUAACAUUUGUGUCAAUACUCCUGGACAAUCGACUUGUAUGGGCGACUCUGGUGGACCUUUGGUUGUUGACCAGCAACUUGUCGGUGUUACCUCAUUUGGUUCAAAAGUUUGCAAUAACACUUCAGCCUUCGCAGGCAUCCCUUCUUUCCGGAACUGGAUUUUAAAUGCCAUUAAAGUUAUUUAGAUGUUCAUCUUUAAAAAAAGACGCAAAAAAUAAAAAACAACAAGUAAAAAGGAAA